Clupea harengus (Atlantic herring) is the source of this 1983-nucleotide messenger RNA. RefSeq lists its product as uncharacterized. The record is from RefSeq and is a predicted model, not a curated record. NCBI's taxonomy places the organism in Eukaryota, Metazoa, Chordata, Actinopteri, Clupeiformes, Clupeidae. Gene Ontology annotation, molecular function: protein binding.
AUGGUUUGAAAGGGUUGUCAUGCAAAUAUGCCACAUGGAAUUAAUGAAAUCCUGGAUUGGACUCAUGUUAUCCUGUUUUUGUCGCCGUUUGUGUACAUCUGCAUUUACAAAGAUGGAAAACAAAGACACGGACACAGCGCUCUCUACAGCCUUGGAGGAAAAACUACAGCCUGGCCAGUUUGGCCUGGGUCCUCGGGACCUAUCUGGGGGGCCUGCAGUCCAACCCUACCCACGCUCCCCAAAACUGCUCCGCAAGACAGCACGUCCAUCAGCACCACUCACACAGGAGCAACUGUCUAGACAUCUGGAGGAGCUGAAGGCAGAGGAAGCCAGGACGGAGGCUCACCUUCAGUCCUUAAAGAAACGCAAAACCAACUUGUCUAAAAGUGCCGAGGCGAUGAAGCAGCAGGCGAAGGAACGGUUUGACGUGAUGCGGGCCGCCCUGCAGCGGGACGAGCAGGCGGUUCGGGACUCCUUGGAACUGGACCGGCGAAAGGCCAGCGCCAAGCUGAACCAAGUCCUGAAAGACUGGCAGCAGCACCUGAGCCUGGUCCAGAGGAACAUCACCCAUGCUUUGGCGCAGAAGGAAGGCACAGCCAAAUCAAUGGAUCUGAUAGAAGUGAGUUGCCAUAAGAAACCAGAUGCCGCUGAGGAGAGUAUCAGACUGAAUGAGGAGAGGUUCCAGAACCUUCUCAGGAAACUACAGCAAAUCUCCAGAGACCUGCAGGCUCAGCUACAGAGGAAGACCUUCUUGCUCAAUGCAUCAAAUGUGGUGAUUGACAGAGAGACCAGACAUACACAGAUCGCAGUCACAGGAGAAGGGCGGAGCCUGUGCAUCUCUACUGAGGCAUGCGACCCUCAGCGUCAGUCACACCCCCUGCAGUUUGACCAGGUGUACUGCGCCCUGGCCGCCUCAGCCAUAACCAGCGGGCAGCACUACUGGGAGGUGGAUGUGCGCUGCUGCCCCGCCUGGGCUGUGGGCGUGGCCUAUGGCAGCCUGCACAGGAAGGGGAGGGACAACGGUGCGAAGCUGGGACGCAACAGGAUGUCCUGGUGCGUCGAGCUCAGGGACGGGCGCCUCGUCGCCUGGCACAACGAGGGGCACGUGGUCCCGACGGGCAUCCGCAGGCGUGAGCGGCCGAGCACGGUGGGCGUGCACGUGAACUACGACAAGGGCCAAGUGGCGUUCUACGACGCGGACGGCAUGGAGCUGCUGCAGGAGUUCUCUGCUGUGCUGACGCCCGUGUUCGACCGCGUGCACCACCAGUUCAUCGAGCCCCUCUACCCCGCCGUGCGCUUCCUCCGACCACAGGAGGGGCAUGCCGGGACCAGUCACAUGGAGAUCCCUGACCUCACGGCCUGACUUCAUCAAAAUGACUUCAAUCCUUACACAACAUAAAAGGCAUGCCCCGAUCGGCAACAAGAUGGUAACCUUGUUUAGUAGCUAAAGGUGUAGGUGGCACACUAAAUUGGUAGUUGUAGUUUUAGGCAGCAAGCUACUGUGGAUGUAGUUUUUUUUUUUUUUUAAAGCUGCUGUGUGACUAUUCAGUCGCAUGCGUUAAUGCAUGACUUUUUCCACACAAUGUAAAUAUUAAAUAUCUUUCAGUGGUCUCCAAUCUAAUCCAGGUUUGUUCUCAGGAAAGUAAUGCAAGUAAAAUACUGUAUAACAGGAAUACAUCUGGCAGUAGAAUCAAGCUGAUGUUGGCUGACCGCCACUUCUGCAUAUCACAUAUCACUUAACUUGCAAGUUGGGGCACAUUUUAAAUGAACAAGUACAUCUGAAAACAUCUAAAUUUGCCUGAUGACAACCAGAAGAGUGGAAACAUUGUACAAAUAAAUUACAGGUGCUUAAGUUAAGCAUGCAAACAUUCUUUCAACACAGAUUAUCUCCAAUAGCAUAUUGUGCUGUUAAUGGCUUAAAGCAGCAAUAAGGAAUUCUGUUCCAAAACUAGCACGCUAACUACCUAAAAGGCCAGCAAAAAC